GGAGUGGGAGUGGGGGACCACGCAGCUCACCAUUUCCCAGCAUAUCGGCUGGCGUGUCACCUUAUCUCCCUGUGCCGUGUUUGAGGGGGCUAUCUGCCGUAUUUCUCCCGGAGGACUUCCACGGCGUUUCGGUCGGGGCUGUGCUCGUUAAUGGGCGUCUUGGACGGCUGCCUUUCCACAUCCAUGUGUGCGCCUCUGAGUGCUCUGUAAGCAGCAGCAGCAGAAGCAGGAGCAGCAGGAGCAGAGGCAGCAGCACCUUGGACGCGCAGGAGGAGGAGGAGGACUGCUCUCCGCCGCGCUCUGCUCUGCCGUUCCGUUCCAGUGUCGUGUACAUAGUGGGAAUACGCUCGGCUGCUCUGGUUACUAUCAAAACCAAUCGGAGGGGAAGAAGCAGAAGGGCACGAAGUGAAGAAGGCUCCACAGACUCAUUUUGUUUUUUUUUAUUGUUAUUGUUAACGGGACGGGCCUGCUUACGGUGGACAUGUCUUCAGAAUGAAUUGCUCAAACUGAACAGGAGUUGCAACCCACAUUUUCAUCCGAAAGCAGAGCGGAGGCAGCCAUGGAGGUGAAGGAACGUCGACCCUAUCGCUCGCUUACCACCCGGCAGGACACGGAGCGCCGUUACACCAGCUCCUCUGCAGACAGCGAAGAUGGCAAACCCAACUCUAAGUCCUACAGCUCCAGCGAAACACUCAAAGCCUUCGACCAUGACUCCAGGAUGGCGUAUGGGAGCCGCGUCAAGGAAAUGGUUCACCAUGAAGUGGACGAAUUCGGCCGACAAGGGGCAGAUUUUUCCCUGCGAGACCUCGGCUUCGGAGAUGGCCUCCCCUCGCACGUAGCUACGUACAGGAGCGACAUGGGGCUGCCUCACCGCGACUACUCGGUCAGCGUGGGCUCCGACGCGGACACGGAGACGGACGGCAUCGUGUCGCCGGAGCACGCCGUCAGGCUUUGGGGCCGCAGCAACACCAAGUCAGGCCGCAGCUCCUGUCUCUCCAGCAGGGCCAACUCCAACCUAACGCUCACCGACACCGAACACGAGAACACAGAAAACGGUCCUCCGCUGCAUUGUUCAUCCGCCUCCUCCUCCCCUGUUGAGCAGCUCCCAUACCCUCCCCCUUCCAUUGCAGCCAAUGGGAGCCAUGGGAGGUUGCUAGGUAACAGUGCGGCUCAGCCAGCCCAGGACUCUGACUCUGAGGAUGAGUUUGGCCCCAAUUCAUUCUUAGUUAAAACUGGCUCAGGGAACCUGUAUGCUCCUUCCGCUGCAUCUGCUGAUGACGGAGCCUUUCAAAAUCACUCCCGGCUGCGGACGCCUCCGCUACCCUUGUCCCAUUCUCACUCGCCCAAUCAUCAGCACCAUGCAGCCUCUAUUAACUCGUUAAACAGGAGCAACUACACCCCGAGGAGCAACGCCAGUCCUGCGCCCACGGACAGCUCUGCUCCCCCUGAGGGUCCUGCCAGCGGCCAGGACUCCGGCAGCGUGCAGGACAACUGGCUCCUCAACAGCAACAUCCCGUUGGAGACGAGGAGCCAGAAUACUCUAAUGUUUAUCAGAGAAGAGCAGGACGCUUGCAGAGAAGGACAGGGCUCAAACAAAACAAGAAACAUAGCAAAGCAGACAUUCCUUGAGACUUUGCAGGACAACCUGAUUGAGAUGGACAUUCUGGCAUCAGCACGCCACGAUGCCUCGUACAACGACGGGCAUUUCCUGUUCAAACCAGGUGGAACAUCACCAAUGUAUUGCACAACUUCACCGGGGUACCCUCUGACCUCCAGCACGGUGUACUCGCCUCCCCCGCGCCCUUUACCUCGAAACACCUUCUCUCGGCCUGCCUUCAGCUUGAAGAAGCCCUACAAGCACUGCAAUUGGAAAUGUGCUGCUCUCAGUGCCAUCCUCAUCUCAGUGACGCUGCUGCUCCUGUUAGCCUACUUUGUUGCCAUUCACCUUUUGGGGUUAAACUGGCACCUCCAACCAAUGCAGAGACAGAUGUACCAGCUGUCAGAAGACAAUGCAAGUGGCCUACCAUUCCCUACUGACUUGAGUUUACCCCCGCUGGGCAACACAGGGCUGGAGAUAUCAGAUCGCAGGGGGAAAGAUGACAGCAAAUUGGACAGCUUGUUCCCAGAUGACAGCUAUAUAGAUAUGGGGGAGAUUGACGUGGGACGCAAGGUCGCCCAGCAGAUUCCUUCCGGUAUCUUCUGGAGAUCCCAGGUCUUCAUCGAUCAUCCCAUGUACCUAAAGUUUAAUGUGUCACUCAGCAAAGAUGCCUUAGUGGGGAUAUAUGGAAGAAGAGGCCUUCCUCCGUCACACACACAGUUUGACUUUGUGGAGCUGUUGGAUGGGCGGCGGCUCCUGGCCCAGGAUGUUCACAGUCUGGAGGGACCGGCAGCUCUCCAGCGGAGUCUCAUACCAAUCACCACUCAUGACACAGGCUUUAUCCGGUACAUGGACUCGGGCAUCUGGCACCUGGCCGUGUACAACGACGGGAAGGAAACCGAAACUGUUUCUUUCCUCACCACUGCCAUAGAUUCCAUUGACGACUGUCCCAGUAACUGCUUUGGAAAUGGUGACUGUGUUGCUGGAACGUGCCACUGCUUUUUAGGAUUCAAAGGGCCUGACUGCGGGCGAGCUGCCUGUCCGGUGCUGUGCAGUGGGAAUGGUCAAUACCUCAAAGGUCGUUGCAUGUGCCACAGCGGCUGGAAGGGUUCCGAAUGCGACGUUCCCACCAGCCAGUGCAUCGACGUCACGUGCAGCGGCCAUGGGACCUGCAUUGCGGGAACCUGCAUCUGCAACCCCGGCUACAAAGGGGAGAAUUGCGAAGAAGUGGACUGCCUAGAUCCAACGUGCUCGGGCCGAGGCGUUUGUGUCCAGGGAGAGUGCCACUGCUUUGUCGGAUGGGGAGGGCCAGGAUGUGAAAGCCCCAGGGCCUCCUGCAUGGACCAGUGCUCUGGACAUGGAGCUUUUCUGGCAGACACCGGAACCUGCAGCUGUGAUCCCAACUGGACCGGCCAUGAUUGCUCCACAGAGAUUUGUGCAGCCGACUGUGGAGGCCACGGCGUUUGUGUUUCAGGCACCUGUCGCUGUGACGACGGCUGGAUGGGCGCCGGGUGUGACCAGAGGGCGUGUCACCCGCGCUGCAACGAGCACGGCACAUGCAAGGAUGGCAAAUGUGAAUGCAGUCCUGGCUGGAACGGAGAACACUGCACCAUUGCUCACUAUCUGGAUAAGGUAGUGAAAGAGGGUUGUCCAGGUUUGUGCAACGGAAAUGGCAGGUGCACUCUGGGUAACAACGGCUGGUACUGUGUGUGCCAGCUGGGCUGGAGGGGCACUGGCUGUGACACCUCCAUGGAAACCGCCUGCAGUGAUGUCAAGGACAACGAUGGUGAUGGGCUGGUGGACUGCAUGGAUCCAGACUGCUGUCUUCAGGCAACCUGUCACACCACCUCUCUGUGCGUGGGCUCGCCCGACCCGCUGGACAUCAUCCAGGAGACGCAGAUGUCCUCCGCUCAGAACAACCUGCAGACGUUCUACGACCGAGUGCGCUUCCUGGUGGGCAGGGACAGCACGCACGCCAUCCCCGGAGCUAACCCCUUCGACGGCAACCAUGCUUGUGUCAUCCGUGGGCAGGUGGUCACCUCAGAUGGAACCCCGCUGGUUGGCGUUAACGUCAGCUUCAUCAACAAUCCGGCGUUUGGCUACACAAUUACCAGGCAGGAUGGAAGCUUCGACUUGGUGACCAACGGGGGCAUAGCCAUAGCCCUGCACUUUGAGCGCGCUCCAUUCAUCACCCAGGAGCACACUCUCUGGUUGCCAUGGGGACGGUUCUUUGUCAUGGACACCAUUGUCAUGCGGCACGAGGAAAAUGACAUCCCGAGCUGCGACCUCAGCAGCUUCUCCCGGCCCGGCCCCGUGGUGUCCCCGGCGCCGCUCACAGCCUUCGCCGGCUCCUGCUCGGAAAGGGGGACAGUGGUGCCCGAAAUCCAGUCUCUUCAGGAGGAGGUGCCCAUACCCGGGACAGAAAUGAAGCUCAGCUAUCUGAGCAGCAGAACUCCGGGUUAUAAGUCAAUUCUGAGGAUGACCCUCACCCACUCCACAAUUCCUUUCAACUUGAUGAAGGUUCACCUCAUGGUGGCUGUGGAAGGCAGGCUGUUCAGAAAGUGGUUCCCCGCAGCUCCCAACCUCUCCUAUGACUUUGUGUGGGACAAGACGGACGUCUACAGCCAGAAGGUGUACGGCCUCUCUGAAGCCUUUGUUUCAGUGGGUUUUGAGUAUGAGUCAUGCCCAGACCUUAUUCUGUGGGAGAAGAGGACUGCUGUACUACAAGGCUAUGAGACAACCGCCUCCAAACUUGGAGGGUGGACGGUAGACAAGCAUCAUGCUUUAAAUAUCCAGAGUGGUAUUCUUCACAUGGGCAACGGCGAGAACGUCUUCAUCUCCCAGCAGCCGCCCGUAAUCGGCAGCGUAAUGGGAAACGGGCGCAGGCGCAGCAUCUCCUGCCCCAGCUGUAAUGGCCUCGCCGACGGAAACAAACUCCUGGCCCCCGUGGCUCUGGCUUGCGGCUCAGAUGGGAGUCUGUACGUGGGCGACUUCAACUAUGUGCGGAGGAUUUUCACCACAGGGAACGUCACCAGCGUCCUGGAGCUUAGCAACAGCCCGGCUCAGAAGUACUACCUGGCCUCCAGUCCUGUCAACGGCGCGGUGUACCUCUCCGAUACAGGCAGCCGGAAGGUGUUCAGGGUCAAAUCUCUGACUGUUGUGAAUAAUGUUGCUAAAAACCUGGAGCUGGUGGCUGGAACCGGCGAUCAGUGUCUCCCGUAUGACGACGCUCGCUGUGGCGAUGGAGGGAAAGCUGUUGAGGCCACUCUCACCAAUCCCAGAGGCAUUACAGUGGAUAAGUAUGGGGUAAUCUUCUUUGUGGAUGGAGCAAUGAUUCGCAGGAUUGAUCAGAAUGGUAUCAUCUCUACUCUUUUGGGCUACAAUGACUUAACGUCCGCUCGACCUCUCAGCUGCGAUGCUGUUAUGGACAUCUCUCAGGUGCGCCUUGAGUGGCCUACAGACCUGGCCGUGAGCCCCAUGGACAACUCCUUGUAUGUUCUGGACAACAAUGUUGUUCUCCAGGUCUCAGAGAACCACCAAGUCCGUAUUGUUGCAGGCCGUCCCAUGCACUGCCAAGUGCCAGGCAUUGAUCACUUUCUUAUGAGUAAAGUGGCCAUCCAUGCAACUCUGGAGUCAGCAAACGCCCUGGCUGUGUCACACAAUGGGGUUUUGUACAUCGCGGAGUCUGAUGAAAAGAAAAUCAACAGAGUGCGACAGGUGUCCACUAAUGGAGAGAUCUCCCUGGUGGCAGGAGCACCAAGUGGCUGUGACUGCAAGAAUGACGUCAACUGCGAUUGCUACUCUGGAGACGGAGGCUAUGCCAAGGACGCGAAGCUCAACGCACCCUCUUCCCUCGCAGUGUGUCCAGAUGGAGAGCUUUAUAUUGCAGAUCUUGGAAACAUUCGUAUCCGCUAUGUGCGGAAAAACAAACCCUAUCUGAAUCCCCUCAGUAUGUAUGAGGUAUCCUCUCCAAUUAAUGAUGAACUCUAUCUGUUUGAUUCCAACGGCAGCCACAUUUUCACCCAAAGCCUGACAACAGGAGACCACCUCUACAAUCUGACCUACACAGGGACAGGAGACAUAAGCGGUAUCACCGAUAAGAACAAGAACACAGUGACGAUCCGAAGAGACACUACAGGAAUGCCUUUGUGGCUUAUGGUCCCUGAUGGACAGACCUUUUGGUUCACCAUCGGUACUAACAACGCCCUUAAAACUGUUGCUGCACAGGGUCAAGAACUAGCUGUCAUGACCUACCAUGGGAGCUCAGGACUUCUUUCCUCCAAGACAAAUGAAAACGGAUGGACAACUUUCUUUGAGUACGACAGUUACGGGCGACUAACCAACAUCACUUACCCCACCGGCAGAGUAAGCAGCUACCGCACAGAAGCCGACAGCUCGGUCCGCAUCCAGGCGGAGGGCUCCAACCGAGAGGAUAUCACAGUCACCACCAACCUGUCAGCUUCUGGCAACUUCUACACACUUUUGCAAGAACAAGUUCGGAACAGCUACUUUAUUGGUUUGGACGGCUCAUUGCGGCUUGUUCUAGCCAAUGGUAUGGAGGUGUCCCUGUACACUGAGCCCCACCUGCUGGCUGGGACAGUCAACCCCACCGUCAGCAAGAGGAACAUCACCCUGGCCAUAGACAAUGGCCUCAACCUUGUGGAGUGGAGACAGAGAAAGGAGCAGGCUCGUGGCCAAGUCACUGUGUAUGGGCGCAGAUUAAGGGUUCAUAACCGGAAUCUGCUUUCGCUGGACUUUGAUCGGAUCACCAGGACAGAAAAGGUCUACGACGAUCACAGGAAGUUCACCUUACGGAUCCACUACGAUCAUGCCGGCCGGCCCACUCUGUGGGCCCCAAGCAGCCGUCUCAAUGGCGUUAACGUCACUUACUCCCCCGGGGGGCAUGUGGCAGGCAUCCAGAGGGGCACCAUGUCCGUGCGCAUGGAGUACGACGUGAACGGCAGAAUCACGUCCCAGAUAUUUGCUGAUGGUAAAUCCUGGACCUACACUUACCUUGAAAAGUCCAUGGUGCUUCUUCUGUACAGUCAGAGGCAGUAUAUCUUUGAGUUUGACAAAAAUGAUCGACUGUCCUCUGUGACCAUGCCCAACGUAGCCCGGCAUACCCUGGAGACGUCCCGCUCUAUCGGCUACUACAGGAACACCUACCGCCCCCCUGAAGGUAACGCGUCGGUGCUCCAGGACUACAGCGAGGACGGACAGCUGCUGCAGACCACCCACCUGGGCACCGGCCGCAGGGUGAUUUACAAAUACGGGAAGCUCUCCAAGCUGCUGGAGAUCCUCUACGACACCACUCGCAUCGGUUUCUCCUACGACGAGAUGGCGGGAAUGCUGAAGACCGUCAACCUGCAGAGCGAAGGCUUCACGUGCACGAUCCGCUACAGGCAGAUCGGCCCGCUGAUCGACCGGCAGAUCUUCAGAUUCAGUGAGGAGGGCAUGGUCAACGCCAGGUUCGACUAUGUCUACGACAACAGCUUCCGCGUGACCAGCAUGCAGGCAGUCAUUAACGAAACGCCGCUACCCAUCGACCUGUACCGCUAUGACGACGUGUCGGGCAAAACAGAACAGUUCGGCAAGUUUGGAGUCAUCUAUUACGACAUAAAUCAAAUUAUAACCACUGCGGUGAUGACCCACACCAAACACUUCGACGCCUACGGUCGAGUGAAGGAGGUCCAGUACGAGAUAUUCCGUUCACUCAUGUACUGGAUGAUGGUGCAGUACGACAACAUGGGGCGUGUGGUGGCCAAGGAGCUCAAAGUUGGACCCUACGCCAACACCACACGCUACACCUACGAGUACGACGCCGACGGUCAGCUCCAGGUGGUCUCCAUCAACGACAAGCCGUUGUGGAGGUACAGCUACGACCUGAACGGCAACCUGCACCUCCUCAGUCCCGGGAACAGCGCGCGCCUCACCCCGCUGCGCUACGACAUCAGAGACCGCAUCACCCGCCUGGGAGACGUGACGUACAGGAUGGAUGAGGACGGCUUCCUGAGGCAGCGAGGGAACGACUACUUUGAGUACAACUCAGCGGGCCUGCUGACGAAGGUGUACAACAAAGCUAGCGGCUGGAGCAUCAAGUAUCGCUACGAUGGCCUGGGCCGGAGGGUUUCCAGCAGGAGCAGCACGGGCCACCAUCUGCAGUUCUUCUACGCGGACUUGUCGAGCCCCACCCGGGUCACCCACAUGUACAACCACUCCAGCUCCGAGAUCGCCUCGCUGUACUACGACCUGCAGGGACACCUCUUCGCCAUGGAGCUGAGCAGCGGGGACGAGUUUUACGUGGCGUGUGACAACAUCGGCACGCCUCUCGCUGUGUUCAGCGGCUCAGGCCUCAUGAUCAAGCAAAUCCUCCACACGGCAUUCGGAGAAGUCUACCUGGACACCAAUCCCAGCUUCCAGCUUAUAAUCGGCUACCAAGGAGGACUGUACGAGCCCCUCAGUAAACUGGUCCACAUGGGCAGAAGGGACUACGAUGUCCUCGCCGGCCGCUGGACCACACCAGACCGCGAGAUCUGGGGUCGUCUGAACAACAAUCACAUCGUACCAUUCAACCUGUACAUGUUUAAGAACAACAAUCCACUCAGCAAUAACGAGGAGACAAAGUGCUACAUGACAGAUGUGAACAGCUGGCUGGUGACCUUUGGCUUCCAGCUGUAUAAUGUUAUCCCCGGCUAUCGCAAACCGAACACAGAGAGCAUGGAGCCCUCCUACGAGUUGGUCCGCACCCAGAUCAAGACGCAGGAGUGGGACAGCACCAAGUCUUUGCUGGGCGUUCAGUGUGAAGUUCAGAGGCAGCUCAAAGCUUUCGUCAAGCUGGAACGCUUCGGUCAGAUCUACAAAGCCAAGAGUGCCGGGUGUCCUCAGACCGAGGGAAAUAAGAUCUUCGCCUCCGGCGGCUCUAUCUUCGGGAAGGGGGUGAAGUUCGCCAUCCGGGAUGGCCGCAUCAGCACCGACAUCAUCAGCCUGGCCAACGAGGAUGGGCGCCGCAUGGCCGCCGUUCUGAACGACGCGUUCUAUCUCCAAAACCUUCACUUCACCAUCGCGGGAAUGGACACCCAUCACUUUGUCAAACUGGGCUCGGUGGAAGGAGACCUGGCCCUCAUCGGCAUGACAGUGGGCCGACGCACGUUGGAAAACGGCGUCAACGUCACCGUGUCUCAGGUCAACACUGUGCUGAAUGGCAGGACUAGGCGCAUCACUGACAUCCAGCUGCAGUACGGAGCACUUCUUCUGAAUACGCGGUACGGCAGCAGCGUGGACGAAGAGAAAGCCCGCGUGUUGGAGCUGGCCCGGCAGAGGGCCGUCGGCCAGGCCUGGGCCCGGGAGCGCCAGAGACUUAGGGACGGGGAGGAAGGCUCAAGAACCUGGACUGAGGGAGAGAAGCAGCAGCUUCUGGGCUCAGGGAAGGUGCAAGGCUACGAUGGAUACUAUGUAGUUUCGGUUGACCAGUACCCGGAGCUGGCAGACAGUGUCAACAACAUUCACUUCAUGAGACAGAGUGAAAUGGGCCGAAGGUGACAUGAACACGAGCUUUUCGAGUGACGGACUCAGCUGUAGGAAACGGGACUUCUUGCCAAAGACAGUUGUGUACAUGACCACGUAUUUUUUUUUUUCCUUGACUGUGCCCGACUUGGUUUUUAAAAUGCUGUAAACAAGACAACGGUUGCAAACAGUUGCACUGUACUGACAGAAGAGUGCCCUUCCCCUUCUGAGGAUUCUUUACCAGUCUUUGCCCUUCAAGUGCGGCUGCUAGAGGAUGGAAAUAUGUGAUGUCUUAUGGCUUAUUUUCGUGACUCCCAUUUUCUCAUCCGUGUUGGUGAUUCUGUUCGAGGGACUCCGAGAGGAGUUUUGGUGAUGCAUUGCGUCUCACCGGCUCUCUCUGUCUCUGCUGCCAGACUUUUGCAGAUUGUAAUUCACAAGCCUGCUCCAUUCUGCCUUUUUCUGCGCCACAGCCAAGGAGAUUCCAUCUCUUUUAAUCACUCCUUUUUUUAUACUUGAAACCCUCAUAGACCCUGUCGUCCAUAAAUAAUGAAAGAGCGAUUUCUGUUGGCCGUAACACCCUUCAUCAAAACCACAGCUGAACAUGUCAAAGCACCUCCAUUUGUGUGAUGUCUUGGAGUUUUAUGAGAGGAGGCUUUUGUGCUCAUUUGUGGUCUUACGUCCGAAGGUUCAUGUGCUCCCCGAAAUGUGCACUUCGGCCUUUUUUAUCAAGUACAAAAUCUGUGAAAAAAAAUUACUUUCUGAAAGUGUCUCGCAGAAGGACUCAUAUCCAUUGGGAUUUUACGUUUUCCCCAGUUACAGUUAUAAACAUCAGCAUUUGAAUUGGGGUUUUAUAUAAUAGACCGACAAAAAGUAGUGUUUUAAAUCUAAAAAGUUUAAUCUGUGUUUCUGUUCAGCGCUCUUUACACUGAAGCCCCGUGAAUGGAUAAAAUGCAGCUAAUUGCCUUCAGAAUUCACCUAAUUUAACAACAACCAUAAAAACUUGGGAAACCAUUUAUCCUUCUCUUUCUACUUCUACCGCACAUUUUUGUAUUCAGACCCCUUUUUCUUUAAUAAAAGUCCCCUUGCCGGUCCGCAAUUGUAUUUCAAUAUAAAUCCAGCUGUUACCUGAAGAUUUCUGAGGUUUGUCAGACAUUAUUGAUCGAAACCGCACGAAAUCCUGUAGAAAACAUGAACUUUUUGUGUGUAACAGGAGAGAAAUGUGGAAAAGCUCAACGGAUAUGAACCUGCCGCAAGGCUCUCUAGUCCUAAAUUGUAUGAUGUUGCAAUCUCAGUAAAUUAGAACGUCAUUAGGGAGUGAGUUAUUUCGGUAAAUCAGUUCAAAACAGUGAGGCUCCUAUAUUUUACAGAUUUAUUACGCAGUGAAAUAUUUUAUGUUUUUUUAUAUAUUAUGAACACAUUAUUUCCUUCACAAAUCAUGGGUAAAAGAAAGUUAGUGACAACCUUCUCAAACCAUUGCUGUUGAACAGUUAUUGUUGCUGGUUGUCCAUACAGCGCUUUCUCCAAGUACAAGAAAGCUUAUUGGGAAAAAAUGCAGGGUAGUGAAGGUAUUUCCUACUUUUGCACCUUCUCUUAUGAGCCGAUGUGGCAAGUGAAUUUCUCUAAUGUGAGAUAAAUAAAGCCUAUCUUAUCUUAUCUUAAAAAUUACAGGGGUUUUAAGUCAAAUCCAGAGUUUAGGAAAAUUCACAAUGCAUUGACUGUGGCUUUGGCCAUUAUGCAGAGAAACUCCUCUGAAGGCUGUGGUUAUCCCUGUUGCCUUGUGCACCUUUUGUACCACAGUUUUUCCUUCCACUCAACUUUCUAUUACACAGGUAUCCAUGAACAGCCAGCUUUUUUAGCAAUGGCUUUUUGUGGCAGAAUUGGGGGUUUUCGCUAACCACGAGCGAUAACCAUCAAAAUAAUCAAAAAUAAACACAGGACAUAUAUCACAUAUGUGUGUGUAAUUAACUUUUCUAUGAUAUUCUAAUUUACUGAGUUUCUGCUGCAAUAAAUCAAAUGAAAGGAUAUAUUUGAUUUAUAUUUGCCUUUUAUUUCAUUUUUACCCGCAUUUUGGUAAUUCAAACUAUAGGAUAGAUUUUUUUAUUAUUUUUUUAGUCCGUGGUCAGACAACUCAAUCAUAAAACGACAUUAAGAGCCAACCCUGUAAGAAAAUACUGUGGAAUCAUUGUGUGUAUUAAUGAACAGAAAGGUAUUUUAUCGGACUGGUUUUGAAUUAUAUUUUCAUUUUUGUUUUAUAAAUAGCUAUAUGAAUUGACAGUAUAACAAAUGUGAAUUUAAAAACAAUGUGAAUUAGUGUCCCUUUUAUUGUUGAUUGUUGUACUCGAACAAUACUUGGGGUGUAUGAACACAUGGAAUAAAACAAUGAGGAUGGUUUAGUUAAAUCCCCUUACUGUGUAUUUCAUUAGACUCACUGUUGUUGUUUUUUUUUUCUUUUUUUGUGGAUCUUGAUUCCUUUUGGGAAGCACCGAGGUGUUAAAGUCAGUAUUCCACAACACGGUGUCCAAUCAAAUUAAGCUUUGGACAAAAAUGUUUUUUAAAAGUGCGCAGCUAGAGAGAAGGUCAAAGAAAGCAGUUAAUUCAGUCAUACAUGCUCCAUUAGCAUAUUGGCUGCAGAGAUAAAUGGGCUUUGGGUUGCACCGUGGGUCUGAUGAAAGAUACAAAUUGCCUUUGCCCUAAGGGCUGCCCGCAGGUCAGCAUAGAAAGUGCUUUUCUCCAGAAUAGGGCUCCUCUUAGUUGGAGGAAAUGCAUUUGACCUGCAGGUGUUCUGGUUCCCGUUUACAGACUAAAGGUUGUCUAUACACACCCAACUUUUGCAAAGUACCCACAUGGACACUUUCUGGUCCCUCAUGCAUCUGUGACCCCCCCUCCAACAAACACACACACACACACAUACACACACACCUUCUCUGUUCACGACCCUCCUCCUGGUGGAUACUGCAAAGGACAGUUCACUUGUGCUCAUUUAAAAAUGUCAUGAUGUGAAAACUCAUAAGGAGACUAUUUUGAAAGUUGUGACAUCGCUUUGACAUCUGGUACCUUUUUUGAACUAUGCCGAGCCACUUCACACUCUUGGCUGUCAUUAUCCCAUCACCCAUAUAGACUUGUCUGUGCGUCUAUUGUUGGUGAGAGCAUGAUUGAGUGUCUCAAUCUGUACAAACGAUAAAGCAAACUGGACAAGACUCUUAUUUUUAUUUUUAUUUUUUUUGCUGUUUUCUGAUGAUGUUGGUUGACUCAGUGGCAUUUUUUUCCCUGAAAAAAACAAUAUGUAUGUUCAGCAUAAUAUGAAUGAAGGAUAUUUGCAUUGUGGAAUAUUGCACUGAUAAUUGUUGCGUCAUAAGACUGUAUCUUUUUCUAAAAGUUUUUGGACUCAUUUUGAGUUUCGGUUUGUUCUCAACACUGUGUUUUUAGCGCUUCUUCUGACUGUGUAAAUAUGAGGACAUCCAAGUAAGCUGUAAAUAAAAUGCAAAUGUAGAUACCUCUUAGAGCUACAUUGGUGACCCUGUGUAGUCUUAAGGUAGGAAAAAAAAAAUAAAGGGAAUAUUUUGUGUUUA
This is a messenger RNA of Fundulus heteroclitus (mummichog), 12669 nucleotides long. RefSeq names its product teneurin transmembrane protein 4 (gene tenm4). Gene Ontology annotation, cellular component: membrane; neuron projection. The record is from RefSeq and is a predicted model, not a curated record. Gene Ontology annotation, biological process: heterophilic cell-cell adhesion; neuron development; signal transduction. Gene Ontology annotation, molecular function: protein homodimerization activity; protein heterodimerization activity; cell adhesion molecule binding. The transcript is spliced from 32 exons. Bases 560 to 9136 code for a protein of 2858 amino acids. Lineage: Eukaryota; Metazoa; Chordata; Actinopteri; Cyprinodontiformes; Fundulidae.